CGUUUGGAGUCGGCCCCCGGUCGCUACGCCAUCUUUGUCGGCUGCCCCAUUGUUCACUCAGAGACUACCAGCGGUGUGAAAAUCCCUCAUAUUUCUGCUGAAAAUAGACCCACGGCGUCACCGACUGCUGCCCGCGACAACCGUGGAUUUGCUCUCAGGGUCGCAGCUUGUUUUUGGCCGGCAAGUGUGACACAAUGGACGACGAGCAGCCCAAAACCCUGUAUGUUGGGAACCUGUCCCGGGACGUGACAGAAGCCCUCAUCUUGGAGUUGUUUGGCCAGAUCGGACCCUGCAAAAGCUGUAAAAUGAUUGUAGAUACAGCAGGUCACGACCCGUACUGCUUUGUGGAGUUCUAUGAACAUAGACACGCCACUGCCACAAUUGCAGCCAUGAACGGUCGGAAAAUAUUGGGUAAGGAGGUGAAGGUCAAUUGGGCCACAACGCCAACGAGCCAAAAGAAAGACACGAGCAGUCACUUUCAUGUUUUUGUCGGAGACCUCAGUCCUGAAAUCACCACAGACGACAUAAAAGCGGCUUUUGCUCCGUUUGGCAAAAUCUCGGAUUGUCGGGUGGUGAAAGACAUGGCCACGGGUAAAUCUAAAGGUUACGGCUUUGUCUCCUUCUUUAACAAAUGGGACGCAGAAAAUGCCAUCCAGCAGAUGGGAGGACAGUGGCUGGGAGGGCGACAGAUCAGGACCAACUGGGCCACCAGGAAGCCUGCCCCGAAAACCACAAACGAAUCUUCAAGUUCAAAGCAGUUGUCCUUCGAUGAGGUGGUGAACCAGUCCAGCCCGAGCAACUGCACCGUCUACUGCGGGGGGGUCACCACCGGUCUCACAGAACAAAUUAUGCGUCAGACCUUUUCGCCCUUUGGCCAAAUAAUGGAAAUUCGCGUUUUCCCCGAGAAAGGGUACUCGUUUGUGAGAUUCAACUCUCACGAGGCAGCGGCUCACGCCAUCGUUUCCGUCAACGGCACGUCCAUAGAGGGCUACGUGGUUAAGUGUUACUGGGGCAAAGAAACCACAGACAUGGUCCAGGGCCCCAUACAGCAGGUACCCAUGGCACAGCAGAGCACACUGGGCUUCGCAGCGCAGCCUUACAACCAGUGGGGGCAGUGGUACGGCAACACGCAGCAGAUCGGGCAGUACGUGCCCAACGGAUGGCAGGUGCCGAGCUACGGCGUCUAUGGACAGACCUGGGAUCAGCAGGGCUACAAUCAUUUACACGCCGGAGCCGGAUGGACGGGAAUGGGCGCCCUCAGCAACGGAGGCAUGGUGGAGCCCGGGCAGGGCGUCAACGGGACGGUGCUAACCAACCAGGCCGGCAUGAGCACCGCCGGCUACCCCACCCACUGAUCGCAGCCCCCCGCCCCACCUCCACCCCGUCCAAAGGCCACAAGGAUGAUACUCUGCCGGUGAAGGAGCGCAUCAAAUGUGCUCCGACUCUCACGUCACAAAAAUUACUGUUAUUGAAGCUGGUACGCCAUUUCCCUGAUUCUACCAGCCCCGAGUCUCACCCACUGCCCGACUACAGAUGUAAAGAUAAAGAUUCACACUCUGACACUCUGCGAGCUUCUGCUAAUCCACCUUGCAUUCCUGGGCCCAUUUUAGUUUCUUUUAUUUUUGAGUAUAAACUGGCCAAAAUGUAAAUUACACGUGUCAAGGUUUUUCAAGCAGAGAGUCAAGUUUGGAGGGAAAAAAAUCACCCCCCCCCCCCCCCCCCCCCCUUGUUUUCAAGCCCCUCCGAGCCAAAGAGCAAGGGCAACAAUUUUAUACCAAUAUUUAACAAUCAUACAGACAGAAGAGGCGGCGAACUUUGCCGCAGAAAGCGCCCGAUAGUCCGUCGUUUCAGCGACACACCGACAGUCGUCGUCCUCCCCUCCCCUGCGCCGGAGCCGUCACUCUCACCGUUGCUCUGUUUCCAUAGCGACACGAGUCCCAACCAGUUCUCAGGGUCCUGUCGAGUCAUUCUGUGGGGGGUUGAGGAAGGGCGUGGGGGAGGAGAAGUGGGCGUGUCCCCGUCAUCUCUGGGACCGGACUGAACAGACGGAGGAGAUCUGUGGAUUGAAGCGUGUGUUUGCUUCUGUGUGUGCAUGAACUGAUGCUUUUACUCACCAAGACAACGUCCUGGUCAACGUCUCCUGAACCCAAAAGGACUAUGCCAUCUCUGUUGUUUAGUUUUUUUUUGUUGCUACAUUUAUGAUAGAGAACAUUUUUUGUUUGUUUUUUGAGAGGGGGGGGGGGGGGGGGUACUUAAAAAGCUGAAAUUGUACAAAGAGCUUUGACUUUUCAUGUUUCAUUUCAGGACUGAAGAAAAGUCUGCGAAACCAUCGAAUCAUGCCAGACCUUGUCGAGUUUGUUUGGGACAGAGGCUGCCAACUUGUUCUUUUUUUUUAAAUUAGUAUAUAUCUCAAAUUAAAUGAUUGCAGGGAGUACUGCCAGUCAUCAAACCCUAACAGGCAGACAAAUGUUGCACAUAUAUACUAAAGCCUGUCUUCACAAAAUUUGAAAUGCAAGAACUUGUUUUUUUUUUGUUGUUUUUUUUUGCAUUCCACUUUAUUUGUGAUUUUAUUCGGGAGCCAGGCUUAUGUAAAUAACACAAGCGGUCUGUCACAAUGUACUAAAUCUGUAUAAAGACAUGUUCAUGAAGAAAACCUGCUUGUUACUGGUUGGGGGCUGAAUUCCACACUGUAGAAUCCCUGCCCAGUUCCAGUCCGUGAGCGGUAGAGCGUCCUUUCCCGCCGGAGGGAAGGCGAGGCCACGCCUGGCCUGGCCCGGCGUGCGUAGGGACUGUUUUUAGAGACACAGACGUUCACACUGUGGCCGCUAACGUCUCGAUCAUAGUCGGAGAAUCCAUUGUAUUGCCUUAUUGAGGGAGUUUUUAAGUUAACCAAAAGUCAUCCGGGGGGGGGUUAGGCAGUGCCUAUGAAUGUUUUUUUUUUCCCGCCAAGACUUUGGCAAUGCGUCGCUCUCAUGGUUUGUUUUCUUUCUUUUUUUUUUUUUUGUUGCUUUGUCCUAUUAAAAAACGCUGAUGUUUGAAACGGC
Oryzias latipes (Japanese medaka) is the source of this 3044-nucleotide messenger RNA. Its product is annotated as cytotoxic granule associated RNA binding protein TIA1. Gene Ontology annotation, molecular function: RNA binding. The record is from RefSeq and is a predicted model, not a curated record. NCBI's taxonomy places the organism in Eukaryota, Metazoa, Chordata, Actinopteri, Beloniformes, Adrianichthyidae.